This is a messenger RNA of Synchytrium microbalum, 885 nucleotides long. RefSeq lists its product as uncharacterized. The record is from RefSeq and is a predicted model, not a curated record. NCBI's taxonomy places the organism in Eukaryota, Fungi, Chytridiomycota, Chytridiomycetes, Synchytriales, Synchytriaceae. The transcript has a single exon. Bases 1 to 885 code for a protein of 294 amino acids.
AUGACAAGACUAAGUAUCCUGAGCAGGCAUUGCCUUCAUAACACAUCCCAUACCCCAUAUAUACCGAGCACUCUCUUCCGCCAUCUGAUACAUCAACCAAUAACAACCAAACAACACCAACAUCAACGUCACUUUACAUCAACCCCAACUCUCCUCUCGCGCCGCAAACGAAACUUUUACGAGGUACUGGGCUUACAAACAGACGCAGACAAGAAGGCCGUAAAAGCCCAAUUCUAUAAACUAUCUCUCGAAUACCAUCCAGACAGAAACUCGGCCGACGAUACCGCCCAUGCCAAGUUCCUAGAGAUAUCCGAGGCGUAUUCUACUCUAGGCAACGAUGCAAAGAGAAGCGAGUACGAUCGUAGUCAGGCCGGGUAUCGAGCUGCUCAUGGAUAUAGUAGUCACACUGGACAUUAUGGGGCACCACAGACACAGGGUACAGGGCCUCGUCGCGGUCCACGUACAUAUAGAGAAGAGAUCAAUCCGCAGGAUUGGAUUCUGCAUCGUCGUAAACACAACCAUACUCAUAAACCGGGUGAAUCGGCGUAUAACUAUACGGCACAUCAGGAUGGACAUUAUGGAUCUGCUGCUGAAGAGGCUCGUGAAAAGGCCAAAGAGAGGAGACGCGUGAAGAACAUGUAUUAUAAUGAAAUGUUUGAAGCAGAACGAUCUCAGCCGAGGUUUGUGACUGUGUUUGCUCUUGUCUUGUUUGGGUCGUUCUUCUUGCUGCAUUCUGGGAGUAUGUUGUUUAUGGAGGAAAGUGGAAGGGGUGGUAGCAGUGAUAGGUAUAACUGUAGUAGAAGGAGGAGUAGUGUCAUAGAUAUAGUAGAGUUGGAAGAAAGGACGUGUAGACGGCGUGGUGAAUGUGAUGAUGAUGAGACAUAG